This is a messenger RNA of Pocillopora meandrina, 6894 nucleotides long. The record is from the annotation of a GenBank genome assembly. NCBI's taxonomy places the organism in Eukaryota, Metazoa, Cnidaria, Anthozoa, Scleractinia, Pocilloporidae.
AUGGAUCCCCCAAACAGAAUCGAAUUCCUUAUGUUAACGGUUAACUAUCUGGAAAAGGGGAACUUAGUUCAAGCGAAAGAAUCAUUACGAAAGAAUCACCAGUAUUUUCAAGACUUGUCGCCAUGUAAGUUGUCAAAACCCACUUUACAGGAGAUAGAGAUAGUAAACAAGGCAGAGAAAAUAUCGAUAGAGAAUGUGGCGUGGAGUCUUCGAACUGGAGUAAUUUUGUUGCCCCAGACGUCUGCUAAGAACAACUUCUUUGUCCGCUUCGCCAAUGUAGUUGGUGCUGUUGCUUUAAUCACGAUUUGUGUUGAUAUAGCUGAGAAAGUAUUUGAACAGUUAAAAGAGUACAUUGAGAAUGUUGAAGACGAAGAAUCAGUUAUUAGCCUUGGAGUUGCCCUUAACAACUUAGGUUGUGUGUAUAUUAGGAAAGGACAUUUUCAAAACGCAAAAGUUAGUCUUCAAAGAGCGCUGGCGAUAUUUGAGGUAGUCAAAACAGGAAAAGAGUGUAUCACUGUCAAGGAGAAAAUAGCAGCAAUAACAAAUAACUUACGACUGGUGCAUCAGGCUCAGAGGAGCCAUGUAGCUGACAUGCAAUUACAAAACGAUCUCCUUUCUGAUGUAAGCCGCUUUGCCAUUCAACCAAGAAUCACUGCAGUUGUUGAUUACAAUAAAGCCCUGACCUCUUUGGAUAACAGGAAUCUUAGAAAAUCUUUAGACGAACUUGAGAAUUUAAAAGCAUUUUGUGAAACAAAAUUACACCAAAACAAGGGACUGUUAAUCUGCAUUUUGUUAAAAAUCCGUUUAGUUUGUUCGAUGCUUCAAGCCUCUAGUGGGACCACGACAUUUAUUGAUAGUAAGAUUUCGACCUUGCAAGGGCUGAAGGAACUUGUUCAUAUUAGUACAAACUUUUCGUUAGACUUCUCAGUCACAAUUGUGGAGACGGUGGCCGACAUUCACCUUUAUCAAGGUAAUCUUGACCUUGUCUGUAGCUAUUUCUCCUACCUUGUACCUGUUGUUCGUGAAAGAUGUGGUGCAGAUCACACAACAGUUGCUUCCAUUCUAUCAAAACAAGGACUUGUUUUCCUCCACUUGGAAAACUUCGCACGCUCUAGGCAAUGCUUUACCGAUGCAUUAGAGAUUUUCACCGGAGCUUUUGGUGGUAUUCACCCUGAUGUUCUCAAAUGCAAUGCGGGUCUUGCGAGGCUAGAAUGGCUCGGUGGAAGUGAAGAAAAAUCUUUAACGCACAGUCAGACAGUUUUGGAAAAUGUGGAAAGGAUUUGCCAAGUGUCAUUUGAGUGCCAAUUGAAGCCAAAAUUCAUGGAAUUGUCUUCACAAAGAGGAAGAACACCAUCUCCUAACGCUGAUCAUCAAGAACAACUAAAACUUGAAACUCUGGUUUCUGAGUUUGGUAUGGAAAUAACCCGGGUUCUCAACCAGCAUCAACUGACUGAUCUUUGGAAUUGUCAAGGAGCACUCUCAGAAAGUGAUGAUUUUGUGGAUUCCUCCGUCCCAAAGGAAUUAUGUGCAAAGCUGAGCUUUAACUGGUUGAAAGCUGGUCUUUGUUUGUUUAACGUUGGAGUGGAUCAAAGUGUCGCUUUUCUCUUUCUCUCGUGUACAUAUGCAAGUAUGUUUUAUGAUCAUUUGAAUUGUUCUGAAGUCAUUUUACUGAAAGUGAUUUUUCUUGUGUGUCAUAUCAAAUCUAGGACGUGCGAAGCCUUCCCGAAAGUUGAAGAGAGAUUAAAAAAUGAGUACGGACGGCUGAAGAACUUCAUUGAGGACAAAGUGAAGAGAUUUGUUAAACCGGAAAGCAAAACUCUAUUUUUUAACGAAAAUACAAACUUGAUGAUUGCUCUGGCAGUAAUCCUUCAGACGUUUGUAGAAAUGGAAAUGUAUGAGAUGAUAGCUGAUGUGCAUAGUUUAUUUUCUUUCCUGUCAAACCAGCAGUCUCCGCAGGUAUCUCAAGUAGUGCUCGUUGAAGAGCUUCAGUUUGCGUUUUUUAGUUCAAACAUACAAUGUCUUGGCAAACAGGUUAUGCACCACCUAAUUUUUUUGACGCCUCUUGGGGUGAUGAACAAUCGAAAAGUCACUGACGAAAACGAUACAGAUACUUCCUGUAACUCUCAAAGCAAGCAGCCUACAAACUCUUUACAUAGAAAUGACAACUUUAGAGAAAGGAAAUCGAGGCAAAUUUUCAAAACUUUGGCACUCAAAACUGAUAAUAAUCGGUUGAGAGGAUCUUGCAGAUUUCUUGUGGAGUGUCCAAUGUCUCGUGGGAUUGAUAUUUCAGCACUAAAUGAAAUAAAUGCGUGGAGUGUGAAUGCAGUAGAAGGCAGCUUGCCUCACUUGAUCUCAUGCAGCCAUCAGAACAUAGAAUUGGCAAUACAAUAUUUCAUAGAAUUGGAAUUUCCAGCCUCUGCGGAGGGCACUCUUUCUUCGAUUUCUGGUGAUUUUUCCCUUUUGUCACUCGUGCUAUCGGCAGCUAAGGAUGGUUCAGAAUCUGAAACGCAAUCUCUGGUUCUCGUCAACACAGAGAACACUUGCGAAGGAAACCUAGCAUUUAUCUUCCAAGACAAAGUAAUUGCGGAUUUUCUACUCGGAAAGCUUUUAAAGCAAAUUUUAACCAAUGAAGACGAGCUUGGUGAGGUUGUGAACGUGGUAGUCAAAGACAGCCAGCUCGUGUUGAAAAUCCAAGGUCCACUCAUAGGGCAAAUAGCAAUUCAGGGCCAUGAAGACGCCAUCAAAGUGAAAACCCAAUUGAUUCACUAUUCUCAAAGCCGUAGAAAAGUUGAGAUUGUUCGAGAAGAAGUUCAACCGUGCAAUUGCUCUCUUAUUGAGACGGUCAUCGCUGAAAAAAUGGAAAGAUGUGCUCGUAGUUUUGGCAUUCAUUUCGAGACAAAAAGGGAUAAUGCCUGGUGUGUUGCGUCACAUCUGACUGGAAACGCAAGGGAUAUUUCAAUGAGAGUAAGUGUUUUGAAUGUUGUAUUCAUCUCUUUAGGCAUGAAACUUGUUCUUCAACCAUGAUGAUGAAUCCUUGUUAUGCAGCGAUUCAUCUGCUAAAUGUAAAAUCCACCUUACCAAAAUAACAAAAUCAAAAAUAUGACAAAGUCAGAGUGAGAAUGUUUCUUACCGCUUUUUCAGCUACUUUUAGGGAUUUGUACAUUACAAUGAAGAAAUCUAAAAUAUGGUUGUCUUUCAAAUUAAAGAACAGCCUCUUUUUGCCUUAAACUCCAAAGCAGGAUCAAAAGUUAGUUUUUGGCUAUUGUUAUAGUUUUUUAUUCGUUCUCUUUUUAGGAGCACCAGCCGCUAGAAAUGCAGCUUGGAACCGAACGCCCAGGCCGUAUUUUUCCGCUCCCAACCUUGCUUUCCAGACAGUCGUUCUUGUCGGAAUCAUCGACACAAACAGAUUCCUUAAGUAUUCCCUCAACAUGUGAUCUUAGUACUCAAACAGAGCUCAGUGACUCUGAUGAAUCUGAAAAUCUGGUGGAGCCCACAUCGUCAUCCAGUGAAGUAAGUAUAUCACCAUCAUUACCUCCAUCGUCAUCGUCAUCAUCAUCUUCGUCAUCAUCAUCAUCAUCAUCAUCAACUGGUGAAGACGGUACUAAUGAGGUCUCCAGAAGGUCAAGGUCAGAGCUAGCAGAGAAAGGUAAAUCGUCAAUGAAUUCCGUCUGUUCGUGUGGUUUAGAAUUGGAGAAACGCGGAAGAGAAGUUCCAAACGUUGCAAAUUCAGAGGAAGAAAUAUCUAGCAUGGCUUAUCUCAGUGUUUCACCGUUCAACUAUAGUAGCAACGAUGCAGAGGAAGGACAGACAAAUAAACCACCACUCGUUCCGCCAUUAACUUUGAAGGUUCAGACGGAUGGAAACUUAAGCGAGAGCAAAGAAAACCUUGAGAAGUGUAUUCAAACCGAUGAUUGGCUAGGGCAUUGUAUGGAUGAUGAAGUUCAUGGCGCCAUGAAAAAUGUUUGGUGUGAAAGUUCUGCAAUCCAAAAUUGUCUUCCUUGUUAUUCCUCAACGGGAUCUGCUGAACCACCUUUUCAAGGGGAAGGUGGUGUAACGGACAACCUUCCACGAAUUACAGACCAGGUGGAGCGUCAGAAUCGCGAAUCAGUUACUUACUGGAACGACAAGGACGCAAAGCCUGAGAAGAUUAGACCACGAGAUGAUCUGCGAAACACCAUAGAUAAAAAAGAAUCAAAUUUCUUUGGUUUAAGGCCUUACUUCCUUGCUCGUCACUCAGAAGACAGUAGCAUUACCAUUCCUAUCGAUGACAUAGGGAAUACAGCGGAAAAUGCCAAUGGAGGGUUUUCCAACACUUUUUCAAGGAAUCAAGGGUCAUCUUGUUUAACAAAUGAGCAAGACUAUCAAGACUACUCCUUUCAAGCCCCAUCGUUUCGUUCUGAAAGCUCAAAAGUAUCUGCUCACGUAAAAGGUCCAAACCCUUACGGCUCCUUCGAUCCUAACCCUGCAGUUUGGGAUCUACCAGUGCCUGCUCGUCCUCUAAUUUCUCUUCGCUGCAACAGAUCGGAGCAUCUCCAAACACUUUCCUGCGAUGACCCGCGAAUUGUACCUCCGCAUGCUUUGAUGAAUGGUGACACGCCGUUGAAGCAAACACCCCUUUUAACACAACAGAGAAAAGUCAAGGAUCAACGUACUGAUCCUGAAGUACAACGGAAGAGAAACUACGAUUUUAAAGUGAUGAAUAGAAAUCCUGCAUUUUUAUCUAAUACUACUUCAAUUACCCAAGGCCUGGUAUCCCCUGAAAUGGAAUUGUCCGCUUUGCCACAAGCAGCCAUGAACAGAAAUCUCACAUGGGAAACAAGAACACUUGCAGAUCAGGACACUGCUAACCAAAAGCCACCGUCUCUCUCAAAUGAUGAUUUCUUAGCUGACCUAGAGCGGCGAGUGGCCGAAACUUGUUCCCUUGUCGAAAAAACCUUGAAAAAAAGAGAAGUAAAGGAAAAGGCAAUGAAGGAAAAAGAACGAAGAAAAAAAGAAGAGCGGGCAAGGAAAGAACAACAAGAACGUGAAAGAAGAGAAAGGGAGGCAAGUGUAACAAGACAAACGGAACGCAGGAAUUACAGAGAAGAAGUCAGUAACCCGACGAGUGGUGGAGGAGAAACACCUACGCAAACAUCAGCUGGUGCUGAGGGUCGACAAUGGCUCUGUGAACAUUAUAAGCGGCUCUGCCGUGUCAAGUUCCCAUGCUGUGGAAAGUUCUUUCCCUGUCAUCGUUGUCAUAACAACUCUGGGUGUCCAAAUGAUAAUUCCAAAGCAAGAGAGGCGUGUUAUGUUGAGUGCUCGGUUUGUAGCCAUCAGCAAGAGGUAUUUAGACAUAUCUUUUAUUUAAAAUUUCAUAAAUGUGGAAAGGGAGAAGUUACAUUUAGACUGUAUGCGAUUUCUUUUUAAUGCUUUCUUCUUUUUAAGAUCAACCAGGACGCCCAAACCUGUGCCAGAUGUAAAACAAAGUUCUCGGCAUAUUUCUGCUCUAUUUGUAAACACUUCACGGGCACAGACAAAAAUCCAUAUCACUGCACAAAAUGUGGUAUCUGCCGGUAGGUGAAACGAUAUUCAUGACGAAAUUCCUAGUUUUCUGUUUGUUUCAUGAUAUUCAUGUUUUCCAAAAAGUAAGGCAGUAAUUGGCCUACUUCAAUACCAAGUGUUACCGAAUAAAUGGAAAGAACAUUCUUGCCCUAGCCCAGGGCGAGAGCAACGCUUAAUAAGAAAGAGAGACGCCCUGAUCGAUACGCACGUGAAAAUUACCAUUUCCAGUGUUUUCUCAUCCGUCUUUGCGAAAUCGUAAUAAAAAAAUAUUGAGCAGCACUGAAUGCUAGUUUUUGUUCCUCAUAGGCAUCAGGUUUCCUUUCAUUAGAUCGAAUCGAGUAGAAAUAUAGGGUUCUCACGUCGCAUUAUAAAUUUAUUUUCUUUACCAGUCAUCUUAAGUUUUGCUCGAGUAUUUACCUACGAAGUGAUGUUCCUGUUUUCGUUUCAGUAUCUUCAAAGACCGCUCCUUCCACUGUGAUGUGUGUAACGUCUGUCUGGACAAACGGCUAGAGGGAAGACAUUCUUGUCGAGAAAAUUCAGGACAUGAUGAGUGCUGCAUCUGUUUGGAGGUAAUGACUUACUUUUCGUACUAACACUCAGUUGCUACAAAACUCCCAGAAAAGGGAAUUUCUCUGCCUUGUUCGUUUCACAUCUUUUCUUGUUUGUCGGGUAUACUUGUUAAAUGAUUGUCAGUGUUUGUGGAUUUUGUCAUCGGUUGUACUGUAUAAUUAACAUUUUGUGUUCUUAUGUUGCUGUGAAACACUACGUUAUUUGUUGUGUUCUAUCUAUAAAUUUAGCUUUAUAAGUCAAUGUUUAUGCUCGAUUAGUAUAAAGCAACUGCACAGUUUUCACUGCCGUUAAGUCUGUAUUCCAAUAAGGUAAAUGUUUCUUCGUGUCAUUGGAACGUUUUCUUUUCUGCUGGUGUAAGAGUAUGGAUUUCAAAAAAAAUGUCUAGAGAUACCCGUGACACUGGUUGCACACAAAAUCCGCUCUGCAAGGGAAAUAUUGUCCAAUAGCUUUUUCCCUUCUAGUGUAAUUAUAGCCUUGUUGUCGACAGUAAAAGUGAAAUCUGGUAAAUGCAAUGUUUGAGCGACAAAUCUAGCAACAUACCAAGAGAGCACCUGAUUUUUUCUCAGCAGGGUUCUGAGUACAAAAGAAAGCGUUUUAAUAGAAUUGUUCGAAAAAGAAAUGAUUUUAAAAGUUGAAUUUAUGGAUAAUACCUCCAAAUACCUUUACUUAAUGGACGUUUGGAACAUUUAUUUUCAGGAUGCAUUCAGCGGUUGUCAAAUCUUGCCAUGCUCACACAAGGUUCAUAGAGAGUGUGCCAUUGCAAUGAUUCAGAAUGGCGUGUAA